This is a messenger RNA of Quercus lobata, 1298 nucleotides long. Its product is annotated as P-loop containing nucleoside triphosphate hydrolases superfamily protein. Gene Ontology annotation, biological process: mitochondrial translation. Gene Ontology annotation, molecular function: GTPase activity; GTP binding. Gene Ontology annotation, cellular component: mitochondrion. The coding region runs from base 91 to 1194 and encodes 367 amino acids. The record is from RefSeq and is a predicted model, not a curated record. The transcript has 8 exons. Lineage: Eukaryota; Viridiplantae; Streptophyta; Magnoliopsida; Fagales; Fagaceae.
UAGCUGAACAAGCCCAAAAACAAACAAAGGUCUAUCAGCCAACACACCCACUAAUAAACUGCUUUUUGCAUACUGGAGCCAAUAACCCAAAUGGCAGCAACGGCUAAAUUGGCAAGGCAAAUAGGCGCAUUGGCCACAAGAGGAGGAUGGUACGGCCCUCACAUGGCUGCGGCCUCUCGUGCCAUCGCCGAACGACUUCCAUUGGUUGAUCUCGUUCUUGAAAUCAGAGAUGCAAGGAUUCCAUUGUCAUCAGAGUAUGAGCAAUUGAGAAACUACCCAUCUUCCUCUAGGCGGAUCAUAGUGAUGAACAAGAUGGACCUUGCAAAUCGGUCUCAGAUUAAGGAAUGGAAGAGGUAUUUUGAGCAACAAAACUGCAUCUCUUAUGGAGUCAAUUCCCAUAAUAAGGAAAAUAUAAAGGAGUUGCUGAAUUUUUUACUAGCCCGAGUCAGAGAAUUGAAGAGGACAAAUGAUUUCAAUUAUACAGCAGUGAUAAUGCUUAUUGGGAUUCCGAAUGUUGGUAAGUCAGCCCUUGCCAACUCUUUGCAUCAGAUUGGGAGGAUUAGUGCUGCAGAGAAAGGAAAGUUGAAGCAUGCAAUAGUGAGUCCAAAUCCAGGUGAGACAAAAGAUAUCAGCAGCUUGAAGAUAGGUAGUCAUCCCAAUGUUUAUGUGCUGGACACCCCAGGUGUUUUACCUCCUAAAAUUCUCGACACUGAGAUCUACUCCAAGUUAGCUUUAACAGGAUCAAUUAGAGAUUGCUUAGUAGGGGAAAGGGAAAUUGCUCAAUAUUUUCUAGCUCUUCUUAAUUCAAGUGAUGAAUACAAAAAAUGGGCGAAGUUGUCCAUGAAUGUGAAUGACAGAAUAUUCUUAGACCUCAAAGUAGAGGGUUUAAGUAGCUGUGAAUUGGACAAAAAACAGAAAAGGCAAUACCCCACAGAUCAUACACAGGAUUUCAUUGUACAUGAUGUCCGUCGGACUCUCUUUGAGACAAUUUCUUCUUUUGAUGGCAAUGUGCAAGUUGGAGAGGAUUUGAGCAGGCUUAUUGAGACACAGUUUACUUCAUUGCGUGAAGCUUUUCAGGUUCCUGUGGAACUUGGUGAGGAGGCUCAAAAUAAAGCUGCUACUAAGUUACUGAAUCUUUAUCGUACUGGGCGAUUGGGACAUUAUACUUUAGAUUCUUUACCUUGUCACACUUAGUGUUAUCUUUUGAAUCUUUAUUGUAUUAUAUUCACUAUUUUGAAAGUGUUCUUUUAUUGAUUUUGGCAAUGAUGCUUUUUUCUCUUUCUAAUAGUUAUUGUAAU